AUCAGCUGAGUUGGUCGAUACCGCCCCAUCAUGACUGUCAUGACCGCGGCACUUUGUUUUGAUGCGCUCCUCUUGUAAAGUACAAGAAACAUGUGCUGUCCGUCUCCUUUUUUAAACCACAUUGACGUGAAGGAUGUACGGAUAUUUACGUCACCCUCGGCGCUUGUUUUCCCAUUGACCGAUUUGUGAGAACAUGCUCCCCUCCGACUGACUCGAGUCAUGGAUCCCGAGGAGAUAGAACUGCAGAACGACUACCGAUAUCGUAACUAUGCCUCAGUCAUAGAGAAGGCGCUGCGAAACUUUGAAUCUUCGAGCGAAUGGGCGGACCUCAUCUCCUCUUUGGGCAAGCUAAACAAGGCCCUGCAGAGUAACCUGCGCUACUCCCUCUUGCCUAAGAGGCUGAUUAUCGGCAAACGUCUGGCCCAGUGCCUGCACCCGGCCUUACCCAGCGGCGUACACCUCAAGGCUCUAGAGACUUACGAGGUCAUCUUCAAAAUCAUCGGAACGAAAUGGCUUGCCAAGGAUUUGUUCAUUUACAGCUCUGGCUUGUUCCCGCUGUUAGGCCAUGCGGCCAUAGCAGUGAAACCUGUCCUGCUCACACUGUAUGAGCGUUACUAUCUUCCACUGCAAAGGGCUUUGCUGCCCAGUCUUCAGGCCCUUAUAACAGGACUACUACCCGGCCUGGAGGAGGGACUGGAGGUCAAUGACAGGACUGAUGCCUUGCUGCUUAAGCUGUCUCUUCUGGUGGGUCAGCAGGUCUUCUACGGAGCGCUGUGGGGUUCCAUACUUGUCAGUCCGAUAGCACGACUGCCCGCCACUGUCUUUAUUGUCACACACUUCGACCGCACCUUACCCUUGCAACAGCAGAAACACAUGCUCGGCUACGACCAUCGCUUGGUGGUGAGGUCUGUGUGUCUUUCCUUGCAAGACUCAAAUGUGCUGGUGCAGAGAAACAUGCUUGAAAUCCUGCUUUUCUUUUUCCCGUUUGCCAAAUGCCUGGACCCAGCUGAGACCAGUAUUGUUAUGAGCAAAGAUGACAUGACCAGGGUGGUUUCCGCGGCGUUACUUACAUUACUCCGCAGGGACAUGUCCCUCAACAGGCGUCUCUACGCGUGGCUCCUAGGCACAGACACAAAAGGGGAAAUGGUUGCACCACAUCCGACCCUGUCUACUUCAUCGGAGGAGCACAUGUUGUAUUACUUCAACAAAUACUCUUGCAGUUUUAUUGUGCAGGGUCUGAUUAACAUCCUCAAACAGAAAGAUGUGGAAAGCAAACCAGAGAAUGUGAUCGGCUACCUCAGGCCUUUUCGCAUCAUUACCAGCCUGCUGGAUAAACCGGAGUUGGGUCCAGCUGUCUUGAGCAAUGUGCUGCUGGAGGUGGUGCGAGCUUUUUACAGCUACUGUCGAGAGAUGGUGGGGGAGAAAGCGAUCCCCGGCUCGGGGCUGUCAAGCAACCAGUUGGCCAGCAUGAUAAAAGCGAACAAGAAUGCAUCCGAGAUCAUAAAGACGAUGAAUAUGCUCGUGAGCUCCAUGAACAGCGAAUACCUGUGGGAGUACAUGACUCAGCGCUUCUGCACUUCUCUCAGUGACAAAGCUGAUGAUCUGCCUACACCUCGAGACAUCGGUUGUCCUGCUCCCUCUGUCACGGAAAUGUCCAAUCUCAUAAUUUUUCUGCUGGAUGUUCUUCCUCUGGAGCUCCAUGCUGAUAUCCAGUCCCACUUCCUACCUGAGAUGUUGGGCGUCAUGCUGCGGACCCUGCGCAGCCACAUUGACUCUGUUAGCUUGGAGGAUGUUACACAAGGCCUGCGUGCUUGCUUCAAAGUCUUGAGUAAGAUCCAAAUGCCUGUGGCCUUCAUGGACUUUGAGGCAGGAGCCCACAUAGAGGACACAGAGUUAGAGGUGCAAGAGGAGGAUGGCAGAAUGAUUCAGGAUAUCGAGGACGAAGAAAGAGAUGGCAGUGAUGGAGAUAGGAAUGGUCACCAUGGUGAUGAAGAGUCCAACAGAGAUGGGGUUGAGGCAGAGCCUGCAGAUGGCGUCUACCCGACACUCCGAUCAGAGGACAGCGGGCUGGGGAUUAGCGCCUCGCCAUCAGAGCAGCAUCUCCCACCUGUCAUGGGCUCCAAAGGGAAUGGCAAAGCUGGUAAUGGAGUGUGGAGAAGGGGAGGCAGCGUCAACACCACAACCCAAUGUCUACAGGACAUCCUGGCCUUUAUAGCCGCAAGACACCUGCUGGUACAGGUUGAGGAUGUUGGAAGACAGGAGGAAAAGCCCCAGCCGACUGCCCCUGUGGAAAAUAAGACAUUGCUACUAAGCCUAGGAGGAUUAGAAAUUAAAGACAAACUGACAGAACUCUUCACUCCUAACAAAGUCAAAACUCAGCCUGGGUCAAAUGCCCAGCUGUCCAAGAAGAAAAAAGAACGUGGGCAAUGUCUGGAUUGGACUGCUGGCUACAGGCCGCGGGGCAGGGCUGAGAUUUCUGAGGCGUGUCGACAGGCCUUUACGGCCACCUGUCACCUGCUGCUGGAGUGUACCACCUUUCCUGUUUACCUGAGCGAAGAGGAGACUCUGGAUGUACACACGGACAUGUUCGGUCAAACAGGAGGUGAUGUGGAGAGCUUGCCGAUGUGGCUCAGGUCGUUGAUGACGCUCUGCUGCAUGUCAAGGGACUACAAAGUUCAACACACAGCCGUGUCCUCUCUAUUGGAGCUCAUUAACCACUCCCAGUCCUUAGCAUUGGUUAUCCAGGACAAGAGGAGACGCUACCAGAUGUCAGACUCCAACCCGCUGAGUGGGCAGCUGCAGAUGAUUACUGUUCCCCCCAUUUACCCUGCUUUGCUUUAUGCGAUAGAGGAGGGCACAGACUUCUAUCAGAGGGUAGCCCAAGUGCUUUGGAGCCACCUGGACACCGAUCGUCGUGAACAGCACACUUCCUGCGUGGAACUCUUUUACCGGCUUCACUGUUUGGCUCCAUCAGCAACCAUCUGUGAGGACAUUAUCUGCCAGGCACUAUCGCACAAGGAAAAGGCUGUUAGGUUUGAAGCCCUACACCGCUUCACAACCCUCUGGCACCUGACCCGUGAGGUCCACGCAAACAGAAACAGUCGCUCCUUUGACAGAUCUUUGUGUGUUGUGGUGGAGAGUCUUAGCAGCACAAAUGGCUCAAUAAGUGCAGCAGCUCAGUGCUGGCUAGUCCGAGCUCUGUCCCUCAACGACGUGACCCGGAUCCUGGAGCCCAUCCUGCUCUUGCUGCUUCACCCGUCUACUCAGCGCUGCUCCAUUCAGACUAUCAAACAAAAUCUCACCGCUGGCAACCUAAAAAUUCGAAGCAACAGAAGCCGGUGGUCCGCCAAGGCGUCUGGGACAUUAGUGGAUGGCGUGGCUACUGAGGUCAACACCUUGAAUGUCCACGACAUUGUGGACCGGGAAUCACUGUGGCUCCAAUUAGACAGUGGUCCAGAGGUGUCCAGCCCAGGGGAUGCUUUGCUGCUAUCCAGGAGUGACAGUGAGGAGACUCAGGAGGAGGAUGAAGAGGAAGAGGAAGAAGAGGCUUCCAAGAGCGAGAACACUGAAUCAGCUGACACCAGCGGUGCCCAAGUAUCUACAGAGAACUCCGGCUCUGGCACCGAUGAAGGAGGAAUGGUGAACGGCCUGCAGAGGGUGGAGUCCGAGCGAACGCAGGCAUCCGAUUCGCUGUCGAGUGAGGACGACGAGGACCUCGAGCUGGAGGCCAUGGCCAGAUCUCGUCUGUUAAAGCAGGAGCGUGAAAAGAAAGAGGCCAUCGAAUCGCUCUUCCAUCAUGUGCUUCUUUAUCAUGGGACGGGAGGCUGGCGCCAUUUGCUCCAAGGCUUGGCACUGCUUGACAGCCUGCUGAGGAGCAGCGCCGAGUGCCCUCUAGUGGAGGCACUCUCAUCCACAUCCCUGGACACCAGCUCAGCUUCUCACUUAAACCUGGUAUCCAACCUCCUGCAGCGCCACCAUCAGGCUCAGGAUGGCAAGAGCUUCCACGGCUCUUUGCUCUCCCCUUCGUCCUCCCCCUCCGUGCCCCCAUCACUUCUCAUUGAGCUGCUGAUGAACUUGUGCCUGCGAUUUCUCUGCUCUCAUUACCCUUCUUACCUGAGCCUCGGCCCGCUUGAUUUGCAGGGGAACAGGGAGGUUCAGGUGAAGAGCGUGGAAGUGUUGACGCGCAUGGUGAACCAGCUUACCUGUAUGGCACAAAGGCAGGAGGGGAGCCUGGAACACAUUCGCAAACUCCUGGCGGCAUGUAAAGUGCAGCAGUAUGCUCUUCUUACACUCUCAGCCUCCAUGUAUAUAAGCCAAAGGGGAACAGACAAGGGAACAUCCAAGGUUCUGCAGCUGAUGGGCGAAGAAGGCGGCCUGUCGGAGGAGAGUCUUGUCAAUGUUGGAAAGGGAGAGGGACAGGAGCAAUAUCCCUUGCAGAUGGAAUUACUGAAACUCCUCCAGGCUCUCAUAGUCUUGGAAUACCACGUUUGGCCCAGCGGGGCUCCGGCUGCGACAGCAUCAGGCGGCACGUCCGGUCAGCAUGCGGAAUCCCCAAAUGGCAGCAACGCACUGACCCGGGGGUGGCACACCACAGUUGUGUUCCAGCAGUCCAUCAAGGCGGCCCAGUAUGUCCAAAGCCACCACAUCACCGCUCAAGGAAUGUUUGUUUCUGCCGCUGCCAGAGCUCUGCAACCACAAUACGGCUACACCAUGCACCCCCACUGGGUGUCGCUGCUGUGCUCUUCUUUGCCAUACUUGGGGCGCUCAUUGGGCAUCAUUGUAGCCCCUCUCUUAAAUCAGAUUUGUAGGAACUUGGAUGAACUGGUUAAGCUUCAUGAACAUGACGGAGGAAAGGCAAAUCAGAGCGCGACAGGUCGGAGGGAAAACAUAGCACCAGACUACCCGCUUACCCUUCUAGAUGGUAUGACCACCAUCACACACUACUGUCUACUUGACAACAAGAGAUCCAUGGUAGCCUGCGACUCCGUUGACGUCCGCAACGCACGCAGCGCUGUGAUUGAGGCGCUGCCGCACAUGCUCAGUACCAUGGCGUUGCUAUGGGGCGUAGUUAUGAAGGAAGAGUUCCACAAGCGAGCACCUGACACUGCACAAAGUAGCAAGCACAGUUCUUCAGUCUUCUUUAAAAGCACCAAGAUUCUACGCCAGCGGAUAUUACAGUUCCUGGUUCCUCUCACUGGCCAGUAUGGCGUUCCACUCAUGGCUUCAGUUGGAGCAGCGUGGAGCAGCCGGAAGAGUAAAAGGAGGCACACGAACAAUGUUUUACCUGUGGCGAGUGAGUCUCGUCUUACUAUAGUGGAUCUGGUAAAAUCAUUGAACGCCUUGCACACAGACACCAUCCUACAGUUGGUCAAAGAGGUGGUGAAAAAGCCUCAUCAGCUUAAAGGAGAUCAGAAGUCAACUCUGGUGGACAUUCCAAUGUUGCAGUUCACUUAUUUCUAUAUCAAGAGCGUUAGCGCUCAAGUCUUGCAGGAAAACAUCGCCCCUCUCCUCAGUCUUCUACGGGAGUCUGUCCAACUGAACCUGGCUCCACCUGGUCACUUCUUACUGCUGGGGAUCCUAAAUGAAGUUGUGAACCGACUCCCCAACCUGGACAAUAAGAAGGAUACCCGAGAACUGCAGGAGGUGACUCAGCGCAUCCUGGAGGCCGUGGGCGGAAUCGCGGGGUCAUCUCUCGAGCAGACCAGUUGGCUUAGUCGCAGCCUGGAGGUAAAAGUUCAGCCGCAGGUUUGCCCCGAAGCGGACGAGCCUGAUGACGCGGAUUUGGACGGCGAUCAUUUCGAGUCCGUGGCUCAAGCCAGCACAAUGGUUUCAUCCUCGGCUCCCUCAGCUUACAGCGUACAGGCCCUUGUACUCCUGGCUGAGAUCUUGGCACCACUUCUUGACAUGGUAUACCGGAGUGACGAGAAGGAGAAAGCAGUUCCGCUCAUUUCCCGUCUCAUGUACUAUGUGUUUCCCUACUUAAAGAAUCACAGUGCCUACAACAUGCCCAGCUUUGAGGCUGGUGCCCAGCUACUGAGCAGCCUGAGUGGUUAUGCGUAUACCAAGAGGGCCUGGAGGAAAGAAGUGUUUGAGCUCUUCGUGGACCCCCUCUUCUUCACAAUGGAUGCUUCCUGUGCACCCAGUUGGAAAUCCAUAAUUGACCACCUGCUGACUCAUGAAAAGACCAUGUUUAAAGACCUCAUGAGCAUGCAGAGCAGCUCCUUGAAACUUUUUUCCAACAUGGACCAGAAACCCAUGCUCCUGAAGCGCCAGGCGUUUGCGAUGUUCAGUGGAGAACUGGACCAAUAUCAUCUUUAUCUUCCCCUCAUCCAAGAGCGUCUCACGGAAGCUUUACGGAUGAAUCCUAGCCCUGCUGUGUCUGCUCAGAUGUUCCUGAUGUUCCGUGUUCUCCUGCUGCGAAUUUCAUCUCAGCACCUGACAUCUCUUUGGCCGAUCAUGGUCACAGAGCUGAUUCGCAUAUUUGCGCGUCUCGAGAAAGCUCUGCUGGAAGAUAAAGAUGUCUCUAAGCUGGCUAAAGUCGUACGUGGAGCCCUUGACAGAAACACUCCAGUUAAUUUCUCUCAAGCAGAGUUGGAUUUGUACCUGUCAGCUUGCAAGUUUCUGGACACCUCCUUGGCUUUUCCGCCAGAGAGGAUACCACUCUUUCAGAUGUAUCGCUGGGCAUUUGUGCCUGAGGUGGAUGUGCGUCACUACAGCGGUCCAGAGAGUACACUGAUAGAAGGACAACAGGAAUGCAAGCCCCAUGUUGUCCAGAUAUUACAAGGAAUACAGCAACGUUAUGGGGCUUUAAAUGGGCUUAGUGAGGAAUCCACAACGGAAAACCUGGAGUUCCCCCUUCUCACCCAGGGCUCCUUGUCCUCCAUCACCCAGUUGCUGCCUUUCCUUUGCACACUGUGCUGUUUUUUCCAGGCUCCAUCCUCCUCCCACAGCCUCCCACAGCCCCAAGUCCAGGUAGCAGACUACCCUGCAGGUGGUGCGGACGGCGUGUUAAAGAGGCUGGAGCACAUCAUUGAGGAAGAGUUCCUGGACACCAUGGAGAAUUAGAACUAAGGAAAUUAAUGGAAUUUUAAAAAUUGGCACAACCGCUUUGUUGUUAACCAUUUGAUGCUAUGUGUUUUCUUUAAACUGAUCUGCACAUCAAUUUAUACGUGUAUGUGCAAAGUGCGUUGAAUAUGGGGAUGUGCAUUAAUCAUGUCCAAAUAACUAUGUAAAAAGUGAAGUUUGCAUAUGAGUAUUUUUGGCAAAUCACACUCGAAAGGUAAACAAGUGUUAAAAUGCAUACAUUUUUUUAAAUAUUCAAUUUAUGUGUUCUUGAAUGCAAAUGAGCAAAUCCAGCAGUUUUCUUCCAACAUUUCGUGUUCUAAUAAUUGACCACAAGAAUGUUAUGACUCUUUGUCUUGAGGAAUCUUCUCUUGAUUGUUAUUGUCUAAAACUCAAUGGACCUCACAGUCAAGCUUAGUUUAUUGUUGUUUACAUGCCAGUUGGAUGUUAAGGGAAGUGUGUUAAAAAUGUACUAGUCCUUGCUCCCCCCCCCCCCCCCCCCCCUCAAUCAGUUUGGAAUGUUUACGUUUUCCUUAAAUUAUUCCUCAUGUCAAAGGUUUUGAUUAACAUAAAUGUUGAAUAAAGUGGUUUCGUUGUUU
Messenger RNA from Nerophis ophidion (straightnose pipefish), 7661 nucleotides. It is a transcript of the gene dop1b, whose product is annotated as DOP1 leucine zipper like protein B. NCBI's taxonomy places the organism in Eukaryota, Metazoa, Chordata, Actinopteri, Syngnathiformes, Syngnathidae. The record is from RefSeq and is a predicted model, not a curated record. The transcript has 38 exons. The coding region runs from base 220 to 7065 and encodes 2281 amino acids. Gene Ontology annotation, biological process: Golgi to endosome transport. Gene Ontology annotation, cellular component: endosome; trans-Golgi network.